Messenger RNA from Notechis scutatus (mainland tiger snake), 4645 nucleotides. NCBI's taxonomy places the organism in Eukaryota, Metazoa, Chordata, Lepidosauria, Squamata, Elapidae. The record is from RefSeq and is a predicted model, not a curated record.
GUGGCGUCGGCGGCGCCUUGGGUGGGUCGGCGGCCUAGCGGCAGGGGGCGCUCGCGCGGCGGGAAGGUGGCGCCUGCGCUGCCAAAAUGGCCGACUCGGAAGAUGAGUUUCGGCUGCGGGAUCCGCCGGGGAGAUGGCGGCGGCGGCCUCGCGAGGUUGGCACAGCCGCGGCUUCCGCCGCCCGCCCGCCCCCCCUCUCCCCGGAGCCCGGGCAGAAGCGACGCGGGGCCCCUCGGCCGGCCGGGAGGAAGAGGCGGCGGGAGGCGGCCGGGGAACCGCUGGCGGUCCCGGCCAGGUCGCGCUCGGAGGCCGCGCACGGCGGGAAGCGGCCCAGGAGGGCGGAGACGAGGGGCCGCGGGAGGUCGCCGCCGCCGCUGCUGCUCCAAGGGCCUGAGGAGGCCCGCCGAGGACUCGAGGCCCGGGCGGCCCUACUGCUGUCGGAGGCCCCGGCUGCGCCUCGCACGCCCCCGCUGCCCGCCAGCCGCUGGAAGGGGCCCCCGGCUAAUGCGGGCCCGGCCGGCUGGCUGUGGGAGCUGAGCUCGUUGACGGGAGUCCCGGCCGUCGCCCCUUGGGGGGCUGAUCAGAGGUCGGCAUCCAGCCCGCCUGGGGCGCCAGCGGAGCUUCCGGAGACGGAGCGUUUCCCAAGCAGAGCCGGCGACUGCUACGAAGCCGCCAGUCCGACAGAUGCCGCCGAUACCCUGCGAGAUCUCCUGGCGUUGGCCGGGGAAGGACUCACGUUCACCCAGUGGAGCCUUGAUGUGGGGCGGCUGGAGCACCCGGAAGAAGAACAGAUGCCACAUGCUCAGCAAAAGGCUUUUACUUGGUUGUUGGAGAAGCAGCAGCAGCAGCAGCAGCAGCAGCAACUAUCCCGAAAGUGCUCCUGUGAAGCAUUCCCUGUUGGCUCACUGACUGCUGCCUUCAAGGAGAUGGUUAAUAACCCUCAUUUGAGCGACAUCCAGAUCCAGGUGGAUAGCGGGGAAGUCUUUUAUGCCCAUAUGUUUGUAUUGUAUGCACGGUGUCCUGAGCUUUUACAAUUUAUUGACCACAGACGUUUUGUGGUGGCUGAAGAAGGAGAAGUUGGAGCCUCCCGUGUGCUGCUACAUGAUGCUCCAGGGGAUGCUGUUGCUCUGUUCUUGAAGUACCUCUACACAGCUGAACAUUUCAUACCCCAACAUUUGCUGUCAGAUGUGAUUGACCUAGCAAUAAGGUUUGGAAUGAAAGAAUUGGCUGUUCUGUGUGUAGGCCAACCUAGUGAAGAGGUAUCUGUAGAAAAGCCAGCUGAUGAUAAAGACGAAGUUGAAAAUUUUGAAGAACUUUUGAAAUCCAUGUGGCAGGAUGAAGAUGAAGAAACUGCAGCAAAAUCUGUAUGCAGAGAUGAAAUCAGUGACAAUAUGAAUGAGCAGGAAUUAGAGGAGAUCUAUGAGUUUGUGGCUACCCAGCGCAGAAUGACAUCUGAUGAAGCCAGGAAGGAAAAGGUUUGCACUGAAUACAGACGUGAUGAAGUGGAAAAGAAAAUUGGCCAAGAUGGUGCUUCUUGCCCAAGAAAGGUGCUAGAGAAGCCCAGAAGAGGCAUGACACUUAGGAAAAGUGAAAUAAAAAGUGAUCAAGACUCAUCCAAAUUGAAAACCUCUAUUGCCAGCAUGGAAAAAGAUCUGAAAAAGUAUUCUGUUGAGUUCCAGCGAGAUUUUAAGGAAAUAGUGUCCUUCGGAGCAAGUACUAGAAAAGAGCCCACAAGUGAGAUUCAUCUCAGGUUAGCGGGGGAUUCCACUCAUAGUAAUCAUCUGGAGAGGUCUACAGCCCAAUUUUCUAUGUCAGAAAUGAACUGUUGUUCUCUGUGGGAGAAGAAUAUUAACACAGCCAAAGAUGAAAUUACAGCAAGAAAUUCUCCAAGAUUUUUUCAAGUGCCAGCAAAAGAUCUCCAGAUGACUUUGCCAAGAGACCUAGAAGUUCUUUUCUCUCCAAUAACAUCUGCAUCACAACCAAACAUAUUAGAUAGGCUUCCCUCUCAAAAUGAUAAGCAAGAGAAUAUAAACAGGAAGGGAGAGGCUCCUAUUGGCAGCCUAGAGAAGUCUGGUGUGGUGAAUCCUCAUGAUCUGAACAUGACGGGUGAUCAUAUUGUAGUACUGGAUUCUGAUGAAGAGCUGGAGCAGAAGGCAGAAAAGAAACAGGCAGAAGCCGCUUCAAGCUUCUCUGAGCAACACUCAUGGCAUAAAGAGAGCCCUGUUGGUGAUGUCAUGAACUGCUGGAGCCCAGGCCCUCCCCAGCAGGAUGUAAGUAAAGUGGGAGAUGGAUUGGGCACACUAAUGUGUAAUGAGGCACAAUCUUUGGGUGAAUGCCAUCAGCCCUUGGACCUGAGUAAUCACAAAGAAGGCAGCUUCUGGGGAGGUUUAGGCUGGAGUGAAGAAAGGACAUUGGUGGUGCCUGAAACUCCUGUGGCAGCCUGGAAUAGCUUGGAUGAUGUGCAGGUUGAAAAAUCCAGGUUGAAUUCUUCCCUUGAAAAACAAUGGACUUAUGAAACCCAGACAGAACUGUCUUGCAACUAUAAACCUCUGCCGGUGCUUUCAUCUACUUCUUUGCUCGAAAUAGUGAAAUCUGACAAUGGCCUGUGUGCAGCAGAGAGAGAUGUGGUGGUUGUGGAUGAUAAUGAGGAGGAGCAGGAAGCAGUGCCACUAUGUUCAAGGGGCAUCUUUGUAGAACCUUUGGAGGCAAUAAUUGCAAAUGCCAGAAAUCCUUUGAGGACUUCUGUGCACAUGUUUGACAUUCAGAACAAUCACCCUGUGACUGUUGCUAGUAGUGUAACUAAUUCAGCAGCUACAUUCCAUUUUGGAAUGGGAGAUUUGCACAACUCUCAAAAUUGGCCUGGAGAAGACUCUGAUAGCAAUGAAGCUCUUCCUGCCUCCUCAAGUUUGUCUGCUUCCAUACCUGUUCCAAAGGUUUCUGAUCUUGCCUGCCAAGCCAGGGACAUCUCUUGUGUUACUCCGCUCAUGCCCUUUCCACCUUAUUCAAGCAUGGACACCCCAGAACUGAAGAAGGAAUUGAGCAGAUUUGGUGUUCGUGCUCUCCCAAAACGGCAGAUGAUUUUAAAACUGAAGGAAAUUUUUCAGUUUACUCACCAACAGGCAGGAACCGACUCUAAGAAAAAAACUGUGCCGGUUUCUACCAGUUCCUUUUGGAAACUGCAGCAAAAAUGUCUUUCCCCUUAUCGACUGCUUCAGGGGAGCCCAAAUAGAACUAAACAUAUAGAUCUCUCUGAAGGAGAUGCUCAGGGGCCACAGGCUGGACUUGUGUGGCCGAAGGGAGUUGCUCUUCCUGCAAACAGAUUAACUGAUGGAGAGGGUAAUGGAGAUUUAAUCCUGACAACUUCUGAAGCGUCAGCUGGCACAACAGGAGCUGGAAGUGAGACUUAUGCAGCAUCUCAAAGUUCAUCCACGGAGUGUAAAAUCAGUAUGCUGGCAGAGAAAGAGGAAAAUGUACUUGCUUCUCAGAUUGCCGCUAGUGGUGAGGAUCAGAAACUGGAAAUCUUGAAGCACUAUAUUCAUUCCAACCCAUCUCUUUGCCAGCAAAUCCUGCUGUAUCAGCCCAUUAAACUGUCUGUACUGCAUGCAGAACUAAAGCAGAAUGGCAUGAGGAUUGCAUUGGACAAGUUGUUGGACUUUUUGGAUACCAACGGGAUCACGUUUACCACUGCAGAAACUCGGAGAGAGAAAAAACACCACCUGCACAGAUGCAAGAAAAAAGGGCAAAGAGUUUUCCACAGACUGCAGCUGAUGGGGGCAGGUCAUGCUUAAUUUGGUUAAGUCAAAACUGCCUUGUUGCCCAAAUUGAAGAUUUGAGCUGCUUGAUGUCAGAGUUGGUCACUCCCAUCCAAUCCUGAGGAAUGAUUUCAGCAUGCCUGUUGGGAUGACCGGUUAAGGCCAAGAAGUAUCUUUGCCCUACCUUUCCCCUAUGGCUGGCUGAUGUUGGAGGAAAAAGCAUACUCCUUCAUUUGUAAAGACAACUUUCAAGUUUAUGUUGCCUGAGUACCACCCAAGUAAUUUACUACAAAAUUGUCUCCCAGGGGGUGGUGUUGUGUAAAAAAAGCAAAACUGGGAAGAAGAGAGCAAGAUGAUGUGAUGUGAGAAGGCAGCAUUUUUACUGAACACUAAAUUUUUGCUUCUCAAAGAUUUGGGAGGACUGGAGGAUCAAAACCGUUAAUACUUGCAUAGGGGGGUGGUAAUGCAUGUCUUCUUUUAGACUGCUUAAAUUAUAUAAUUGAUUUCAUUACUUACUUUCCCUGUUAAAAAAACAAGAAAUCAUUUUAUGUACUAAAUGUGAAUAAAUCUUUUAAAAAUGUCAUUGGUCCCACAUUGCAACGUUUUUAAUCGUUACUGCCCAGAGUCAUGUAUAUAAGAUGGGCAGACGUGUUUAUUAAAUAAAUAAACAUUAACAUUAUGUCAUGCCCCUAUGUAAGAGGUUUUACAUGAUUUCCAUACCACCACCACCACUCUUCGCCUGAGGAAGGAUUUCUCUGUAUUUAGUGUACAACCUAUGUGGUAUUUUCAGUUACAUUGAAACUGUAAUACAUUAGAUACAAUUGUUAGUUAUGGUAUCUGACAAAACCCAUCAUGAGUGAUAAUGUAUGAGGCAGAGUAAGAAGCCCAAUUUU